Messenger RNA from Molossus molossus (Pallas's mastiff bat), 1897 nucleotides. Its product is annotated as fibrosin-1-like protein. The transcript is spliced from 3 exons. The record is from RefSeq and is a predicted model, not a curated record. The coding region runs from base 1 to 1737 and encodes 578 amino acids. NCBI's taxonomy places the organism in Eukaryota, Metazoa, Chordata, Mammalia, Chiroptera, Molossidae.
AUGGAGGCCAAGGUCCGCCAGAGCCGGCGCUCGCGCGCGCAGCGAGACCGGGGCCGGCGCCGGGAGGCGGCCCGCGACGCCCGCGACCAGAGCGCCUCGUCGGGCGACGAGCCCGAGCCCGGGCCCGGCAAGGAGAAUGCGGGCCUGCCCCGCGCGCCCCCGCCCCGCGCCGCCGCCGCGCGCCCCCCGCGCCGCCGCCGCCGCGAGUCCAGCUCUCAGGAGGAGGAGGUCAUCGACGGCUUCGCCAUCGCCAGCUUCAGCACGCUGGAGGCCUUGGAGAAGGACAUGGCCCUGAAACCACACGAGCGGAAGGAGAAAUGGGAGCGUCGCCUUGUCAAGAAACCGCGAGAGUCAGAAAGCUGCCCGUCUGCAGAGCCCAGUGAGAACGGCCGGCCCCUGGAAGCGGGCAGCCCGGAGCAGGGCCUGGAGCCCGCCUGCGACCGAGGGAAGAAGGUCCCCCUGCAGCCCGCCAAGCAGGUGUGCUCCCCCGAAGGGGGGCCGCUCCCAGCCAACCCCUGGGACCAGACCGGCCCGGCCCAGCGCCCGCAGCAGCUCCAGCCCAGCCAGCCCCCGGGGUCACUCCCAGCCCCGUGUCAGCGCUGCCAGCCCAGCCGGGCUCUCCCGGACCCCGGGCAGCCCUGCCAGCCCCAGCAGCCACUCCCGGGUCAGCGCAGCUGGCCCCAGCGGUCACUUCUGGGCUCAGGUCAGCCCUGCCGGCCCCGGCGGUCACUUCUGGGCCCAGGUCAGCCCUGCCAGCCCCAGCGGCUGCUUCCAGCCCCAGGUCAGCGCAGUCGGCCCCGGCGGUCACUCCUGGCUCAGCCCUCCAGGCCGCAGUGGUCACCCCCAGGUCCCAGGCAGCGCUGCCGUCCCCUGUGCUCCCUCCCGGCGCCCUGCCACCUCCGCCACCCCCUGUGCCCCCUCCCGGCGCCCUGCCCCCUCUCGUGCCCCCUGCACUCCCUGCUGGCCCUCUGGCACCGCUGCUGGCCCGUGUGGUCAUGGGCAGCCCCGGGUCUGCGCAGCCAGCCCAGCCGGGCAGCCUCAGGACAGCCGUGCGGGCCCCUCCAGUCCCUGCUGGCCCACUGCCCACGCUGCCAGCCCCCCCAGUCGCCCCUCGUGCUGUGCCCGCACCACCGGCCCAGCAGCGCCAUCUCAGGCCAGUGCUGCCGCCCCCGGCGGGCGCUCCUCGCCCUGAGCCAGCCCCGAAGGUCCCUCCUGGGUCAGCCCAGUCACCCCCGGCGGUCCCUGCUGGGCCUCCGUCAGUCCCAGCAAUUAGUUGAAGCCCCAGAAAAGCACGCCCCCAACCAGCCUUCACUGCUGGGCCCCAGACAGUCCAGCCAGCAGAAGCAGCCACUCCUGGGCCCGGAACAGUCUCACCCACCCAAACGGCCACUCCUGGGCCCAGAACAGAACUGUCGACGAAAGCGGCCCCUCCUGUGCCCCAAACAGUCCUGCCAGCCCCCAAAGUCGCUUCUGGGCCCGAACCCCUGCAAGCCCCAGCCACUGCUCCCCAUCCCCAAGCGCCCUUCGCUCCUGGGAGAGCCCGCCCCACCCCGCCGGCCACUCCUGGGCCCUCUGAGCAGGCCUCGGCGGUCCCUGCUGGACCUGGGUCAGGGCCGUCAGCCCCAGUUCUCACUCCUGGCCCUGCGCCGUCCCUGCUGGCCCCUGAGGCCUCGACGGACUCGAUCCUCCACACCCUCUGUGGCCCGCCAGGCCCCGUAUGUGAGCCCCGGAGCCUGAUGCCCGCUUCUCAGACCACCCUCCUGUGGCUGCCCGGGCAGGGCCGGCUGCCUCGCCAGACGGGCUGGAGGUCUUCCCCAGAAGGCCGGGCUGUGCAGCUGGGCCCGGCUCGGCGGAGGUGGGAGCCUGGGCAGGGCCCCACCAGCCCAGGUCUGCCUGC